Lachancea fermentati is the source of this 852-nucleotide messenger RNA. NCBI's taxonomy places the organism in Eukaryota, Fungi, Ascomycota, Saccharomycetes, Saccharomycetales, Saccharomycetaceae. The record is from the annotation of a GenBank genome assembly.
AUGAUGCGCUUUUUAAGGCUGAAUGCUGGUGUUACUCCAAUUCGGGGUUUCUCAAGUUGCAGACGUGUGCUUUCUGGUCACAACAAAUGGUCUACGAUAAAGCACGAUAAAGCCAAGAACGACGCUGAGAGAAACAAGCUGUUCAACAAGUUUGCCAACCAAAUUGCGCUGGCCGUUAAAAUGGGCGGGUCUCCAGAUCCAGCUAUCAACAUUCGGUUGGCGACGGCAAUUGAAAUGGCCAACAAGAACAAUGUGACCAAGAAAGUUGUGGAAAAUGCGAUCAAGAAAGGAUCUGGGGUUUCAGACAAGGAUGGCUCCAGGACUGAAUCUUGUGUGUACGAGGGAAUGGGUCCCGGUGGAAUUGCAUUCGUCGUUGAGGCCCUCACAGAUAAUAAGAACCGCACCAUUGGGCUUGUUCGAGCGGCGUUUGGGAAAGCGAACGGCAGCAUGACUCCCACACUGUUUUUCUUUGAUAGGAAGGGGUAUGUUGUGGUCCAGCCCCCUAAAGAGCUCGAUAACUACGAGAAGGUGUUUGAGGCGGUGCUUGAACUAGAGGGAGUGGACGACCUCGAGCAAUUGCCCGACGAGGAGGGGGGGAAAGAUGAGACGACGCCCGGAUGCGAUCCACAAGUAUACGAAUUGAGCACAGAGCCCUCGCAGACAAACCAAAUCGCCACCGGUUUGAAGGGCCAGGGUUUCCGCAUCAAGGAGGUAGGAAUUGGCUUCGUGCCUAAGAGCGAAAUGGAGGUCGAAAUAAGCGAUCCGGAGACUCGCGCGAAGCUCGACAAGUUCAUCAUGCAGCUCGACGAGAUUGACGACGUAACAGAGAUUCACUGCAACGUCAAGCAGUAA